CUCUGCCCUAUGGGACUGCCAAUCACAGUCAGUUGUGAUACAGCUCAGGAUUGAACCAGGGUCUGUAGUGACACCUGUAGCACUGAGAUGCAGUGCCUUAGACCGCUGCGCCACUCGGGAGCCUUUUGAGAACAUCAUGGCAGUGCUAAGGAAGCCACAGCCUAUCUACACCGACACUAAAACUGGAGACAAACAGCUCCUGGAAAAUUGAGGACUGGUCAAAGUACAUCACUACAUAUGAAAAGACUACUUUCGCUUUGUCUGUCAAGCAGGACUUUGGAAAGAACCCUGAGUACCUGCAGCAGCAUGCUGAUGAGGUGAGGAGGGCUCAGGACAAGUAUGAGAGCUAUGUCAAUAAUCAUGUAUCAGGAAUUAAGGUAAGACCCGGAUGCAGACACGUUGAAUUGACAAUGGUUUAAUAUUCCAACAGGGGCAGGUCAAGGCAGGCAGGGGUCAGUAAACCAGAGGUGGGGCAACGGUACCGGACGGCAGGCUCAGGGUAGGCAGAGGUCAACAAUUCAGAGGUGGGGCAAGGUACAGGUCGGCAGGAAGGCUCAGGGACAGGCAGUGGUCAUGCAGGCGGAUCUGAGUUAGGAUGUGCAAGGGUCAAAACCAGGAGGACGAGAAAAAGAGAGACUGGGAAAAGCAGGAGGUGAGAACAAAAACACUGGUUGACUUGACAAACAAGACGAACUGGCAACGGACAAACAGAGAACACAGGUAUAAAUACACAGGGGAUAAUGGGGUAGAUGGGCGACACCUGGAGGGGGGGAGACAAUCACAAGGACAGGUGAAACAGAUCAGGGUGUGACAGCAUGAGACAGGGCGCCAUUAUACAGCUCUCUGAGGAUGAGCGAAAAAAAACAUCACACAGGUAAACCACAUAGGUCCUUAGAACCAAGCCAAUAGAAUCUGUCCUAGAAUAGAUCAUAAAGAUGUAUUACAUUAAUAUAUGUGUUUUAGCUGAUCAGUCAUUUAGAUAAGGUUCAAUAUUUGAUCAAUGUGUCAAAUGAUGAAUAGGCUUAAAAAUUCUGUUAAGCACCAGCAUACAUUCAAAGGGGUUUGAGAGCGACAUUUCCCAGAAAGACAUUCCCAUUACGCUGACAUACAUGGGCUUAUUGAUAAUUAAUUGUUCUUGAUCAAGAAUGGAAAGCUCAUCUUCCUUGCCUGUGUUAUUGAUGGGUCAUUCUCUGUCCGGGGCUUGAAGAAGAACUGGGGGGAGCUGCACCAUCAGUACCAGGGACUCUGUUGUCAUGGACACCACCCCCAAGAAGUACUGCAAGGAGAGUCUGGAGCUGGAGAUGAAGCAGCUGGAGAGGGACAUUGACCUCAUCGAGCGAUACAAGGCCAUCUACAUCGCCAACAACAACUAACACACAUGGGACCUCUUAAGUCUCAAUGGCAAAUGCCAGAAUUGUAAACAGAUAUUCAGUGAGGAAAAAAAACAUGCCCUGAGUGCUAGAUAUGAAAUUGUCUGGCAAAUUGUCAUAUCCCUCUCACUGUCCCUGUCUAUGAUUUCACAUUGUUUUGGAAAAACUAAAUUAACUCUGCACUAUAUUUAAAUAUAUUUUUGAAAAUCUGCUUACAACAGUUUCUAAAUAUUACUACAUACUACGUUAUGAUGUAAUCCUUGUAGGUCAUUGUACAAGAGCCUUGAAUGAGCCUAUACUUAUCUGGUCCUUUGCCAGUUUAUUGAACCAAAUUAUUAACUUUUCCUUUUUAGCAAGCAGCCUACAGGAAAACUACUACAUGAAAUCCCAUGCAGCUGAUUAUCCACCCCCGUGGAUCUAAUUGUGCCAUUCGGUGGUUUAUUCAGAAGGACUGGAAAACAACAACGACCUCUUUUUAGUCACACUAAUGACUUUAGCAUGACCACAGCAUGCUUGACUUGUUGGCUAGUUUUGAGUUUCAGCCUAAAAUUGCACAAAUAAUCUCUCUUUAUAAAGUGGAAAAGUUGUUAUAAUACAGGGUGGGUUUACUUCGAGGAACACUUCACCGUUAUCUUGCAUGUGAUUGUAGUAAUUUUUUCGCUCCCCUUCAUUCCUUGUCUGCUGACUGAAUUUUUACUUCAACUCUCUUAUCGCGGAAAACAUCAUGGCAGAAUGCGUUCCAUCCAGAGCGACGGGACUGGAAGGAGGAAUUGUGAUUAAAGAUGAUUGGCCCGGAUACAGUUUAGAGCUCUUCACUUAUCCAGAGCAUUACCGCGAAGAUAUAGAGAGUGUCUACAUUCCACAUGGGGUUAUCAUGGACAGGACGGAGCGCCUGGCCCGACACAUCAUGGAUGACAUUGGGGAUCAUGACAUGGUGGUGCUGUGUGUACUGAAGGGAGGGUACAAGUUCUGUUCCGACCUGGUGGAGUUCAUUAAGAAUGACCAAUCAACAGAGGACCUGCACAUAAUAGGAAGUCAAGAUCUAUCUGUUCUACGAGGUAAGAAUGUCUUGAUUGUAGAGGCUAUAGUCGACACAGGAAAGACAAUGAAGGCCCUUCUGAAGCAUGUGGAGGCCUUUGAACCCAAGAUGGUAAAGGUCGCCGGUCUGCUGGUGAAAAGGGUCUCUAAUGUGGUUGGAAGCCUUCCAGACUAUGUGGGGUUUGAAAUUCCCAACCGUUUUGUUGUGGGCUAUGCUUUGGACUACAACGAGUAUUUUCGUGACCUGAAUCAUAUCUGUGUCAUAAGUGAGAUUGGAAAGGUGAAGUACAAGAUUUGAAGAGAAGUCAACACAUACAUGGGUUGUUCAGAGAUGCAGUGUUUUCAACUUGUGGCAGCAAGUGCCUUCCCUUCUCAUAUCUUCUUUCAUGCUCUGUUGAGGAUUAUUGUUGGUUUAUUCAUUUCGUAAGAAGAGACACACCUUGCAUGUGCUUCAUGCAAAAAAAAUAUGAGAUCUGUGUUAUUCAUGUUACGUACAACCUUGAUUGCCAAAUUUUAAGACAGUCAAACUGAAUGUUUUUUUUGUUUGUUUGUUUUUUUUACAUAUGCUGUUGUUUUUGUAAACAUCAUAUUACAUUGUUGACAUAAUAUGCUUUUACAUAAUAUGCAUUUAUAACUUUAUAUGUAAAAUACUAAUGUUGUCCCCAAUGAUCUAAUAUGUGCCAAGCACAAAAAAAUAAACUAUGCAAUUUUGAAUCACAAA
Molecule: messenger RNA, 3129 nt
Organism: Salmo salar (Atlantic salmon)
Lineage: Eukaryota; Metazoa; Chordata; Actinopteri; Salmoniformes; Salmonidae
Source: RefSeq, a predicted model, not a curated record